AUAAAACAUGGAACAUCCCCAUCUGACAUUUGCCAUUCUGGCCUCUACCCCAAAUCGACUACUAUACAUAACCAACAUAUAAGAUGGCAUCCCACCUCACCAAAUCAACCCUCCACUCUAUAACCCGCACAGCCCUGAACACCACCAGAUCCAGAGCAAGCACAGGAACCCUCCGACAAAUCCAAUCCAAAAGACGAUUCACAAGCACACCCCUCACCAAAUCCCCAGAAAAGAUGUCAACUUCAUCCCUAAUCUCUCUAGCCCAGAACAGGCGCACGAUUUACAAACUAGGCAAAGCCAGCCCAGUCAAAGAUGCAGACUCCAAGAUCGAGGAAUUGGUCAAUGAAGCCAUCCUCCACGUCCCCAGUUCUUUCAACACCCAGUCUACGCGGCUAGUCGUCCUCCUGCAUGGUGAGCAUGACAAACUGUGGGAUAUUGCCAUUGAGGCCUUUGGCGGGCUGGUUAAGUCUGGGAAGGUUUCUCAGGAGAUGUGGGAGAAUCAGACUUUGCCUAAACUGAAGGGGUUCCAGGCUGCUUAUGGCACGGUCCUCUUCUUCGAAGAUCCAGCCCAUAUCAAACCCUUCCAAGAGAAAUUUCCUCCCUUCAAGGAUUAUUUCGCGUCGUGGGCUGAUCAUUCUAAUGCUAUGCAUCAGUAUUUCCUCUGGACCGGCCUCGAAGCCCUAGGCUUCGGCGCAAACCUGCAACACUAUAACCCUCUCAUCGAUGCAGGUGUGGCCAAGCAGUGGAAUCUGCCUAGUGAGUGGCGGCUUGUUGCGCAGAUGGUCUUUGGGAGUCCUGAGGCUGGCCCUGGGGAGAAGGAGCAGAAGCCUGUUGAGGACCGGGUUAAGAUUUUUGGGAAGUUGUAGAUUUUUGCAUGGUAG
Molecule: messenger RNA, 881 nt
Organism: Penicillium canescens
Lineage: Eukaryota; Fungi; Ascomycota; Eurotiomycetes; Eurotiales; Aspergillaceae
Product: nitroreductase family protein
Exons: 3
Coding region: 84-866 (260 amino acids)
Biological process (GO): cellular response to oxidative stress
Source: RefSeq, a predicted model, not a curated record